Polypterus senegalus (gray bichir) is the source of this 1455-nucleotide messenger RNA. RefSeq names its product vesicle-associated membrane protein 5 (gene vamp5). Gene Ontology annotation, molecular function: SNAP receptor activity; syntaxin-1 binding. The coding region runs from base 300 to 647 and encodes 115 amino acids. Gene Ontology annotation, cellular component: plasma membrane; SNARE complex. The transcript has 3 exons. The record is from RefSeq and is a predicted model, not a curated record. Gene Ontology annotation, biological process: vesicle fusion; vesicle-mediated transport; SNARE complex assembly. NCBI's taxonomy places the organism in Eukaryota, Metazoa, Chordata, Cladistia, Polypteriformes, Polypteridae.
AAGCGCUUUGUGCGGGGGAGGAGUUACGCCUUUUUUUCCCCCUGCCGGAGUUGUCAAAACGUUGAAAAGUGACAGGGCUGCACGGCGGUCCCCUUUUCAAAUACACUAGCGUCGUGCAAAGGGAUCUGUUUGUGGUGACUGGACUUCCAGCUGCUUGUACCAUUAGGAGUGACCGCCGGCUUUACAUCGGAUCAUCGUGGGGCAGCGCUAGCUGCUGCGACGAGACAGAGACCCAGGAAAGAAAGACCAGUCGAAGAGCGCCCGAGUGGUCAACCGCCGGACACAGGGAAGAACGAAGCAUGGAAGACCAGAAAGAUGACAAGGUGAAGAAGUUGCAGAAUGAUGUAGAUGAGGUGCAGAACCUCAUGCGGGAUAAUAUAGAAAAGACCUACCAACGAGAAGAGAAGCUUGCAGAGCUCGAAGUCCGCUCUGAUGCCCUCCUGGAGCAGAGCAGGAAGUUCUCCAAGACGGCUGGAACAGUUGCUCGCCAGACUUGGUUGGAAAACGUAAAGAUUAAGUUGAUAUUGGCAGCGGUGGCUGCUGUGGUGAUUCUAGUUGUCAUCAUUAUCUUGGCUUGUUAUUUCAGCACCCCAAGUUCAGUUCCAAAGAUGUUAGAUACCAAUAACACACGAACAGGUGGCAAAUAAGACAAGGGGAGAGCCGAGGAAGAGAACAGCAAUCCGGACAGACAGGGCACAAAGCUGGUUGCAGUCCUUCCUUAGGUGACAUAAGCAGAGUGCUGCAGAAUCACACAUCUAAGGUCCUGUUUCGCUGCUUCUUAACCUGUGUGGAUUAUUUCAGAAUUUUAAAUGCCAGUGAUGCUGUGUUCCUUUAUAAUUUGAAACCUACACUGUCUACUCCAGCAGAUUUUAGGUGGUCACAACAGAGGUUCAUACAACUCCAAGCAUCGACCACUUAUUCUACAAACCGUCAAUACCCAAAAAAGCUGAAUAUGCUGCUGAGAGGUUGGCUGCUUAUAUGUUUUUAAUUAUUUCCUGAAGACUCAUAAAGGUACAAGAACCACAGGAUUGAAAUAUAUUAUACAAGGCAUACAUAAAAGUGGUCCAUACCAUAAUGUGUAUGGACACCUGCACCCUGCCAGCUAUUUUCAUGACAGGAGAUUCCUUUAAACUUCCUCAAGUGAUGUUUCUUUAAGAAUGAAAAGAUUGCAGCCAAAUCCUUUUUCUGCUGUUUUCCGCAACUCUUUUGCCACGACUUGCCAUUUUCAGCUGCGCAUUUUCUGCGACAAAAGUGGAAAGUCAGUUAGACUUGUCUUGCUUCCAGGUUUCUGCCUUUCUGUGAACAAGGUAUUACAGUAUAUUAAAGGACUGUCUGGAUUAUUUGGAUGUUUGCUAAUUAGUAAACCAUUUCAGUGGACAGGUAAAAUUGCAUCUUCUUGUCUUUGCAUAAUAUGCUUAAAGUGUUGCACAAUAAAACCCCGCAUUUCUUGUUCCA